AUGAAAUCGAAACAACAACAGCCUAUCACGGCUUCCCAUGAUGAGAAUGUGCCUUCCUCUGGGUCCUCAGUCGCCGUGAAAGAAAGUCCUCAAAAGUGUUGGAUCGUUGGAGGAAAAUACCGAGAGACAGUGUGCGAGGAUGAUUCACAGGGAUUUGAAAGUCGGCUAUUACAGGAGGUGGAGAUUGACCUUCCCCUUACUGUGACCAAGCCGACAGAACAUGAUGGUCAGAACUUUAUUGCCCUGGAGUUCGCGGAGAGGGACAAGGAGAAUCCAUUCAAUUGGAGUGGAAAGAGAAAAGCCUUUAUCAGCCUUCUCCUUUGUUUAAUGACACUCUUCAUCGGUCUUGCAACGACAGCAUACAGCUCCGGUAUUUCUCGAAUGACUGAGGACCUGGGUGUCACAUCAGAGUUAGGGCAAUUGGGCCUGUUUACCUUUAACUUCACUUGUGCUCUUGCACCUCUUUUUCUGGCUCCUUUCUGUGAGUUAGCGGGUCGACGAGUCAUAUACGUUGGUGCCUAUGUCUGCUUCGCUCUCAUGUUCAUUGGCCUGUCACUGGGCAAGAACAUUGCCACCAUUUUGAUCUGCCGUGCUCUGCUUGGUCUCUUUGGCUGCGUUGGCACCAUUCUUGUUGGUGGCACUUUCGGAGAUAUGUAUACUCCAGCCCAUCGUGCUAUUCCGAUGGCCUGUUUUGCUUUCGUUGCCAUUUUCGGUACCGUCGCAGCCCCCAUCUACGCGGGCUUCAUCGAUCAUGCUCUCGGCUGGAGAUGGGUUGAGGGCAUUCAGGGUCUGGCCAACAUUCCUUUGGUCAUUGCUAUCACUAUUUGUCUCCCGGAGACUCGCGGUGGCGUGACGCUUAGCAAGCGGGCUAAGAUGAUUCGCCAAUCUACCGGAGAUGAACGCUUCGUCACUCUCAACGAUCUAGAGGCACCCGGCAUCAAGGAGAUGCUGCACAACUCUUCGGUGAAGGCUAUUCAGAUGCUGUUCUCUGAGCCUGUUGUCUUUGCCUUUGGUCUUUGGAUCAGCUUCGCUUGGUUCCUAACCUUCCUAUUUCUCUCUGCUAUUCCUAUUACUUAUCAGGAGAAGCGUGGCUGGGGUGAGGGUCUGUCAGGCCUGCCUUACAUUGCUCUUUGUGUCGGUACAACCAUCGGCUUUGCUCUGAACUUUUUCCAGAUUCGAAAGUAUAAAUCAAUCAUCGCCGACCCGAACAGGGAGGCUCAUCCCGAGGCUCGUCUCUACGGAGCCUUGUGCGGUGCGGUUUGGCUACCCAUCGGCCUUUUCAUCUACAGUUUCACCCAGUAUAAGGAGCUGUUCUGGUUUGGUCCCAUCGUCGGUCUGGUGCUUAUUGCUAUCGGCAUCUUCUUCAUCUUCGAGUCUUGCUACAGCUACACCUCUGACUGCUAUGGUGAGAACUCAUCAUCUGCUAUUGCUGGUCAGGGUUUCAUGCGUAACACGCUCGGUGCUGUGUCUCCCCUUUUUGCCUCGCAGCUCUUCCACAAUCUUGGUAGCCAGUAUGCAGGUCUGCUGCUAGCUCUCAUCGCUACUCUUCUGACAUUAACUCCAUUUGUACUGUUCAAAUUUGGACCCGAUUUGCGGGCAAGAUCCAAGUUGGCUAGCACUACCGUCAGUCUGGGUACAGGCAGUUUAUGA
Penicillium daleae is the source of this 1650-nucleotide messenger RNA. RefSeq lists its product as uncharacterized. Gene Ontology annotation, molecular function: transmembrane transporter activity. NCBI's taxonomy places the organism in Eukaryota, Fungi, Ascomycota, Eurotiomycetes, Eurotiales, Aspergillaceae. The transcript has a single exon. Gene Ontology annotation, biological process: transmembrane transport. The record is from RefSeq and is a predicted model, not a curated record. Bases 1 to 1650 code for a protein of 549 amino acids.